AACAGCACGUAGAGCCCCGGACGAGGAAGUGCACACCGGCGCUGAAUUAGAGGUUUGAAGAAGAGACAUUCUACAGAUAUUCUUCUCGUUUGCUACCAACACGUGUACAGAUUGUCCUCCUGCAAUGGAAAACACACGCACAGACACUUUUUUGAUCACUGGAGGUUGUGGUUAUUUUGGUCAUCGCCUGGCGUCCUCCCUGCAUGGAAAAGGUGCCCGAGUCGUUCUGUUCGACACCGCGCCUCCAACCCAGGAAGUGCCGGAGGACUUUGUGUUCGUGCAAGGUGACAUACGGGACUAUGCUCAAGUGGAGAGGGCCGUGGCCGGCGUGGACUGUGUGUUCCACAUCGCGUCCUAUGGCAUGUCUGGCCGGGAGCAGCUGAACCGCCAGCUGAUCGAGGCAGUGAACGUUCAGGGUACAGAGAACGUCCUGAAGGCUUGCGUCCAGCAAAGAGUGUCCAGGCUGAUUUACACCAGCACCUACAACGUGGUGUUCGGAGGCCAAGUGAUAGAGAAUGGUGACGAAAGCCUCCCGUACCUCCCGCUCCACCUUCACCCGGACCACUACUCCAGAACAAAGUCCCUGGCAGAGAUGGCUGUGCUGAAGGCGAAUGGCACCGCGUUGCAGGGCGGCCCGGGGUCGCUGAGAACUUGCGCCCUGCGUCCAGCGGGCAUCUACGGGCCUGGGGAGCAGAGGCACCUCCCCAGGAUAGUCGGCUACAUAGAGAAGGGGAUCUUCAGCUUUGUUUACGGCGAUCCCAGCAGCCUGGUGGAGUUUGUCCACGUGGACAACCUGGUGUCAGCACACGAGCUAGCUGCCGAGGCGCUGACCUCGGAGAAGCAGCACCGCUCGGCUGGCCAGGCCUACUUCAUCUCAGAUGGCAGGCCGGUCAAUAACUUUGAAUUCUUCCGGCCUCUGGUGGAGGGCCUGGGAUAUCCCUUCCCCAAACUACGUCUCCCCGUGUCUCUUAUUUACUUUUUUGCCUUUCUCACAGAAAUGAUCCACCACCUCGUCGGGCCCUUCUAUAACUUUCAGCCACUGCUGACGCGCACAGAGGUGUAUAAAACUGGUGUGACGCACUACUUCAGCAUGGCCAAAGCUAAAGCCGAGCUGGGCUACGAACCCCAGGAGCAAAACCUGGACGAAGCCGUGCAGUGGUUCAGGUGCAGAGGUCACGGGAAGAAAUCUCACAGCUCCACACUCGGUCGGUUUCUACUCAACAUCCUGAUUGUUGCUGCCAUUGCUGCUAUUGCUCUCUCUUUUCUUCCAGGUGUUGGCAGUUGAUGAGAAGCUAAAGCAAAAACAUAAUUUUUUCACAGACGUACUGUAUUAAGACUGGUUCAUAAAUAAAGUAGAUUGUUUACAUGUCAAUAUACAUGUGCACAUCUAACAUCACAGUGCUCAUUACCGACAGGUGCUUCAGACAAAGAAGGCAGCCGUCUAAGACCAAGUUAACAAAAAGAAGAAGUUUCUCAGGAUUAAAAUGUUUGGUUGAGAACAUUUCCAUGUGAUAUUGUAAUACCCAAACAUUUCACUUUGUAUGUACCAAAACAUCUUUGAUGUGUGCAUGUGUGCUAAUUGCGACCUUUGUUUGUCCACAAUUGUAACCUCGUGAAAAUAAAUGUCAAGUGCAAAAAUUGACAAUUACUGAAAACAAAGUGUUUAUAAUUUUAUCACUGAAAC
Limanda limanda (common dab) is the source of this 1684-nucleotide messenger RNA. RefSeq names its product short chain dehydrogenase/reductase family 42E, member 1 (gene sdr42e1). NCBI's taxonomy places the organism in Eukaryota, Metazoa, Chordata, Actinopteri, Pleuronectiformes, Pleuronectidae. The record is from RefSeq and is a predicted model, not a curated record. Bases 125 to 1285 code for a protein of 386 amino acids. Gene Ontology annotation, biological process: steroid biosynthetic process. Gene Ontology annotation, molecular function: 3-beta-hydroxy-Delta5-steroid dehydrogenase (NAD+) activity. The transcript has 3 exons.